This is a messenger RNA of Ostrinia nubilalis (European corn borer), 624 nucleotides long. RefSeq names its product histidine-rich glycoprotein-like. The transcript is spliced from 4 exons. Gene Ontology annotation, cellular component: extracellular matrix. The record is from RefSeq and is a predicted model, not a curated record. NCBI's taxonomy places the organism in Eukaryota, Metazoa, Arthropoda, Insecta, Lepidoptera, Crambidae. The coding region runs from base 68 to 553 and encodes 161 amino acids.
UCGUGGGCAUGUACCAAAUGGUAUCAGUUCACCUUUGGGUUUGAUAACAAUAACACAACCCAACAACAUGAUUUCUAAGGUUCUAUGCUUUGCUGCUCUGGCAGCUGUAGCUUCUGCCCAGUUUGAACAUGGCUAUGGUCAUGAACACCAUGGUCUUGAACACCACGGCCAUGAACAUCACGGCCACGAACAUGGCCAUGGCUUCUCGUCGCAGCACAUCUCCCGACACGACGGCAAACCCGAGAAAGUCAGUGUUCACUUACAUGGAGAUGAACAUGGUCACGGACACGGUCACGGUCAUGAACAUCAUUAUGAUUAUUAUGCUUACCCUAAAUAUGAGUUCGAGUACAAAGUGGAGGACAAGCACACCGGCGACCACAAGACCCAGCACGAGCACCGUGAUGGAGACGCCGUGAAGGGCUUCUACUCCCUGCAUGAGCCCGACGGCUCUGAAAGGCACGUCGACUACCACAGCGACAAGCACACCGGUUUCCACGCCACUGUGAAGCACAGCACCCAUCAUCUGGUCCCCGAACAUCAUCAUCACCACUAAAAAGGAUAAAAAUAGUAAAUUUUUUGUUACCCUGUUUGUAUACGUAAUAAAUGUUAUAUUAUUUGUAAUUA